This is a messenger RNA of Lodderomyces orthopsilosis Co 90-125, 2097 nucleotides long. Its product is annotated as leucine-rich repeat domain-containing protein. Lineage: Eukaryota; Fungi; Ascomycota; Pichiomycetes; Serinales; Debaryomycetaceae. The transcript has a single exon. The coding region runs from base 1 to 2097 and encodes 698 amino acids. The record is from RefSeq and is a predicted model, not a curated record. Gene Ontology annotation, molecular function: protein binding.
AUGAUCAACGGUGAACCCAGAAUUUUGCUUGAUGAUUAUCCCAAUGAAAUAUUACGUGAUAUUAUCACCAAUACAGGCAUCAACAAUCUAACCAAGUUGCUCUCACGUCCAUCAUUUUUAGAACUGAACAAUAACGUUAAACGUGCCAUCAAUAAUGCCAUAUCAAGUUACACGUAUAAUAACAAGGCGACGAAACUAGAAAGAUUGCCAAAUAAUUGGGAACAAUCAACUAAAUUCCAAACUGACUUUAAGACUGCAGGAGACUUUCAAAUGUUCGACAAUUACUGCGUGGAUGAAGAAAUGGAGUUAGAUUCGAAAAUUUACUAUGAAUUAGAAGAUGCUAGUGAUCUAAUUGAGCUUCAGAGUCUAGUCUCUGCCUUGAAACCUAGCAAAACGAUGAAAUUACAAUUGCAUUUGGAUUUUACAAAAUGUGGCUGCCGAUUUGUGGACUUGGCUAAGUUGCUUUCACAUAUGGGCCAUUUGAGUGACAGGUUGAAACGCUUUGCAAUAAGAGGGCCAGAGAUGACUCAUAUUGAAGGUGAGGUUAAUUUAGAACUUUUCACUAAUGUGGAGGUUUUAAAGAUAACCUGUCUCAAAGUAAAUGGCACAUUUUCAAAUUUUCACAAACUACGAGAGCUUUGUUUUGCUCCAGUUCAAUGGCAAAAGGGUUUUCUUGAUAUCUCUAAGUUGCCAUCAUCAUUGAAAUGCCUCGAAAUUAAUACUGAUGAUGUUGUAGACUCAUCGUGCGAUGGUAUCACCUUCCCAUCGCUCGAAAAGAUUUCAAUUAAAUGCAAUUACGAUCCUGUACCUCCAUUGGUCAAAAAGGUAAUCCAGUUUAUGACUUAUCGAGAAACUAAAAUUAUCAACUACUCAUACGAUGGUUGCGAUACUGUCGAUGAUUUUGUUUCGUUUGUUGCUGAAGUUGCAAAAGAGAAUGGGUUCCAUUUACAAAGUUUGUCAAUUCAAGGUGCUAUUGAGAAUCCGUUGAAUUUGUAUCCAUCAGAUCUGCUUUCGCUUAGGUUUACUGAGAAUGAACAGUUGACUUCGUUGUUAAAGUUGCCUCCCACUUUGAGGAAACUAUCAAUCACGGAGAAUUACUACACUGAAAUAUCCAAGAUCUUGGAUAUUCUCCCAAACACAUUAGAACAUUUAAAUUUAAGUGCUAAUGAUGGUGAUUGGGAUGAGGCAAACACAGAUUUUGCUAGGUUUAAAAGAUUAAAGUCUCUCAUUUUGUCCAACACUGAGAUAGACAACAUCAACAAUUUCACAUUUCCAGAUUCACUUGAAAUUUUGGACUUGAGUCAAAAUAAACUACAAAACUUUCACGGAAGUUUCCACUUGAAGAAACUCAAUUUAUUCGGAAAUCACAUUAAAUCCAGUGAUUUUAUUGAAAGAGGGCUUGAAUCGCUGCACGUCGAGACAUUAUAUCUUGGAUACAAAAUGGAUUUUUCAGGUUGCUACUUACCAAUACAGAGUUUAAGCUUGAACCGUUGCAACUUAUCAGGGGUAUGUCAGUUUGGUGAUAAACUCGUUAGUUUACGAAUGGAAUUAUGUAAAAUCCAGGAGGGAGCAAGAUUGAUAUUUCCCAAAUUGAGGUUUUUAUCGAUCGUGCACUGUUUAAAUGACACCUGUGAUUUGGAAUUGCCAAACACAGUUGAGGAAAUUGACUUUUCUUUCAAUGAUUUCACUGUAAUUCCAAGUUACCUUGGUAAGGUGGAACCUCGCGUUCUAAAGCUUGAUCACAAUAACCUCAGUAAAGCAACGCUUAUGUUUUCCACCAAUUCAUUAGAAGUAUUGGAUCUUUCAUCCAAUCGAAUAGAGGAGGUUAAUUUGUCAUUUCCAAAAGGCUCCACCAAUCUCAAACUUUUAGAUCUAUGUGGAAAUCAAUUGAAGGAGAUCUCAAUGGAAUCCAUCGGUCACAAUGACAAAAGCUCACACAACGACUUAUACGAACUAAGUUUGGCGGACAACUUACUUAAAGAGGACCAGAUUGCUACAUUGAUUCCAAAAUUGCCAAAGUCCACCCAAAGUUUAUGGGGUGAUAGACAAACACCAAAGGGCCCAGGCAAUUGGCUAUGCAAUGUACAACCCCAAUAA